AUUGACACCUCAUUUCAGCCAAUGCUGAAAAAAAUUUACUUCAACACCGUAGCGCUACCCUUCCAUAAAACCCUAAUGGCCAAAGCUGAGACCGAGUGGAAGCCCCCCAAACCUAGCCAGCGUCGUCUUUGUGCUCGCUCCCUCACUAACUGGCUCACAGCCUCACCCUCACACUCGUCGCUCUCUUGUCUCUUCCCUCGCCUCGACAGUCAUCACUCUCAGUCUCUCACAACCUCACUUCGUUGCUCUCUCAGUCUCUCACCUCGGUCGUCGUCGCGGUCCCGUGCCCCUACGUUCGGUUCGUCAGCGGCAGAAGCAGACGGAACCAGUCAAGCAACAGCUGCUCCCUCGGGUGGUGGUCGUCGUCAUCUUGUGCCGCGCCAGUCGCGGUGUCGGAAUCAGUCAAUCAGGAAAGUACAAAGGAAUAAGCUGAAUUAAUUGCAGCUUCAGAAAGAUCAGGGGAUGCAGGUUUGCGAAUUUAUGAAUUUGAAUACACCAUUGAUAGUACUCAUGGAGGAAAGAAGAGGAUAUUUUCUGCAUCAUUUGUGACCUCAAAGAAACUCUAUCUUCUUAACAUUGUUCAUUCUAAUAAACUAGAGAGUCUUGAUGAACCACAUAAAAGAAUGAUUUUAGAGCAAGUUCUCCAUUUCUUUGAUGCAGCAGCUUAAAACUUUGAAAUGAGAAUCUCAUUUCUUGUUUGAUUAUUCUCCCUCUCUUGAAUUUUGAUUCUUAAAAUAUAGCAAUUGAUUUAUGUUCAGUCUUGGUUGAAAGUCU
Arachis ipaensis is the source of this 774-nucleotide messenger RNA. Lineage: Eukaryota; Viridiplantae; Streptophyta; Magnoliopsida; Fabales; Fabaceae. The record is from RefSeq and is a predicted model, not a curated record.